Molecule: messenger RNA, 301 nt
Organism: Racocetra persica
Lineage: Eukaryota; Fungi; Glomeromycota; Glomeromycetes; Diversisporales; Gigasporaceae
Source: the annotation of a GenBank genome assembly
AACAAAAGAAUGCCCUGAAGAACGCUCUGAAGGACACCCUGAAGAGUGCUCUGAAGAGUGUCCUGAAGAGCACCCUGAAGAGCAUCCUGAAGAACGCUCUGAAGAACGCCCUGACAAAUCGCGCCCUAAUGAAUCAUCAUCUCAAUAUUUUAAAAAGGGGAAAAGUAAUGCGAUAUGCGGUAUUUGCAAUACUACAUUAACAUAUAAUGACAGAACAACAUUGAACCUUCUAAAACAUCUCAAGAGGCAUAAAGCAAAAGUGUCUGAAUUGAGAGAAUCAAGUGUAGAAGGAGGUGUAGGA